Molecule: messenger RNA, 835 nt
Organism: Capsicum annuum
Lineage: Eukaryota; Viridiplantae; Streptophyta; Magnoliopsida; Solanales; Solanaceae
Product: sialyltransferase-like protein 2
Exons: 3
Coding region: 61-405 (114 amino acids)
Source: RefSeq, a predicted model, not a curated record
GGUAUUUUUUCAGAGUCUCGGCAAGGUCAUACACCUCUUCAAGGAAGAUCAUACUAUCAAAUGACGGAAUGCCUAGGGCUUAUCAAAAUCCUUUCUCCAAUGCGAGCCAAUCCAGAUCGUGUUGUGAAGUGGUUACCCAGCCGCAGCACAAUCACUGCUGCCCGAAUUGCAUCAGAGAAAUUGCUCAGGAGAGUCGGAGCUGGAUCGAACAAUCUUUUGGCUACAUGCUCCAUAAUCAAGAAGCAACAGAAAGGAAAUGAUGUAGACAUCUCAAACCUUCGAAAAGCAGCUGUUGAACAUCACAAAUGUGUAAAAGGCACUACAAUGAUUCCAUUGGAGCACAAUCCAGGACAUGGUCAACUCUGCACAGUUCCCAACAAGUUGAUGGUCAGAAAACUGAACUAACGUGACUUCAUUAGACCAGAUUUCAGGGGGUCAUGCUGUGAAAAAACCUUGCAUUCUUUGGGAAGAUGGUCUGCUAUCUUUUUCUUUUGGUGCAUUUUUUACCACUCCACUGUCUUCAGAAUUUGCCCUCUCACCUGAAUGUUUCCCUGAAAGUUGGCUCAAGUCUUGUUGACGAGGCACGUGCAAGGUUAAGGUGGCUAUUACCAAGUUAUACGGUAGAGUUCUCUUUUUAUUGAUGUAAUUCUUUCAGCGGCUUGUGUGGGACUAAGAUUGUUUCGUUAGUUUAGCCAUUUCAAAUGUAUAUCAGCAACUGGUUCUCCUCUUGUGUUGUUGGUUUUAGCAUGAAAUGAAGAAAUCAAGCAGUGAUUGGCAUUAGUUAUGGAUUAGAAAUUUAGGAUCUUUGUCCAUUCAAUUGAUGGUGUCAAUCUGC